CGACUGUGUGUCAGAAGACAAAGUCCUUCAGGAAUCAUGAAGGUUUUCUUCCACUACCAGAGGUUCAGAUUCAUCUGGCUUGCUAAGCCAGCUGGCCGGCACUUCCACAGGAAUCACCAGUUUUGCACACCUCUGACUCUUGCUGACUUUGAAGCUAUAAACCGCUGUGAGAAGCCAUUGCCCAAGAACUUUAACUUUGCUGGAGAUGUGCUGGACCAGUGGUCCCAAAAGGAGAAGUCGGGGGAGAGACCAGACAGUCUAGCCCUGUGGUGGGUGACUGGCAAAGGAGAUGAGGUGAAAUGGAGCUUCAGAGAACUGGGUUCCUUGUCCCGAAAGGCUGCCAAUGUGCUCACCAAGUCCUGUGGCCUGCAGAGAGGAGACCGAGUGGCUGUGAUUUUGCCUCGCAUCCCUGAGUGGUGGCUCAUCAAUGUGGCUUGCAUGCGAACAGGGCUUGUCUUCAUGCCGGGAACAAUCCAGCUGACAAGAAAAGACAUCCUCUACCGCCUGCAAAUAUCCAAGGCCAAGUGCAUUGUGGCCAGUGAGGAAGUGGCCCCCACAGUGGAGUCUGUUGUGUCAGAGUGCCCCAAUCUGAAGACCAAACUUCUGGUGUCUCCACAAAGCCAAAAUGGAUGGCUAAGCUUUCAGGAGCUAUUUCAAUCUGCCUCUGAAGAACACAGCUGUGUGGAAACAGGAAGUCAUGAACCAAUGGCCAUUUAUUUCACCAGUGGGACCACAGGCUCCCCUAAGAUGGCUCAGCACUCACAAAGCAGCCUUGGCAUUGGGUAUGCCCUUUGUGGAAGAUAUUGGCUGGACCUGACAUCCUCAGAUGUCAUGUGGAACAUGUCAGACACUGGCUGGAUCAAGGCUGCCAUUGGUAGUGUGUUUUCUACUUGGCUUCGCGGUGCCUGUGUUUUUGUGCAUCGGAUGGCCCAGUUUGACACUGACACCUUCCUAGAUACACUUACCACCUAUCCCAUCACAACCCUGUGCAGUGCUCCUACCGUGUACCGGAUGCUUGUACAAAAGGACCUCAAAAGAUAUAACUUCAAGAAACUACGACACUGCUUGACAGGCGGGGAGCCGCUCAACCCAGAGGUGCUGGAACAGUGGAAGGCACAAACCGGGCUGGAGCUGUACGAGGGCUAUGGACAGACUGAAGUGGGAAUAAUUUGUGCAAAUUCCAAAGGACAAGAAAUUAAACCAGGCUCCAUGGGGAAAGGAGUAUCACCCUAUGAUGUCCAGAUUAUAGAUGAAAACGGCAAUAUCCUACCAUCUGGCAAAGAAGGGGAAAUUGCCCUCAGGCUCCAGUCUACUCGGCCCUUCUGCUUCUUCUCUGAAUAUGUGGAUAAUCCAGAGAAAACCAAUGCCACAAUAAGAAGAAAUUUUUAUGUCACUGGAGAUAGAGGAGUGAUGGAUAGUGAUGGAUAUUUCUGGUUUGUUGGCAGAGCUGAUGACGUCAUUAUAUCUUCUGGGUAUCGUAUUGGGCCAUUUGAAGUGGAAAGUGCACUGAUAGAGCACCCAGCAGUAGUUGAGUCAGCUGUCGUCAGUAGCCCAGAUCCGAUCCGAGGAGAGGUAGUGAAAGCUUUUGUCGUUUUAUCUGCACCCUUCAAGUCCUCCAACCCUGAAACGUUAACUAUUGAACUUCAGGAUCAUGUGAAAAAAUCAACAGCACCUUACAAAUACCCAAGAAAGGUGGAAUUUGUUCAAGAACUUCCAAAGACAAUCACUGGAAAAAUCAAACGCAAUGUGCUAAGAGACCAGGAAUGGGGCCGAGCCUAGCUAGCUGAGAACAUGGCAAGACUACAUAGUAAAAUAGCUGCUUUCAGUACUUUCUUCCUGAUAAUUCCGUGGCUGCUCUUUAAAUGCUUUAAUAUUUGAUUUUUUUUUCUUUUUCUGGUAGAAAAUGCAACUGAGUUUCUCUUUUGUUCUCAGCCAAAUAAUAAAAAAAAAAUAAAAUCUAAACAUAUUUCAGGGUGUGUUAUAAUAACCAAACCAACAAAGAUAAUGAUUCUCAGUGUUUAUAAAAAGGCACUGGAGUCAAAUGACUACAGACAGAAGGGCAAUAUCAAAUCAUCUGUGCUUCAUUUAUCUUUUCCUAAUUAAUUAAAAAUAAAGAUGAACUAGUCUAAGAUCAAUGUUCAAGACAGUAUCUCUUCUGCUCAAUUAAGUCAUCAUGAAAUCAACAUUUUGAGGCAGAUUACAAUACUAAUGUUACAGUGAGGAGUAUGAGCAGCUCAAAGGCCAGUAAGUGAACUUAGUGAAAUUAGUACGGGACUGGUGCUCAUGCUGAAGCAAAUCCUGCAAAAUAUUUAAAAUUUGUAUUAUUUGGAAGUACAAAUUAUUCAUGAAUAAAAUUUUAGUGUCUUAAUUUUUUGAAUACAUAACCUGACAAGAAAGCAUUUUUAUGAUAAAUGCACUAUUUAUGUAGGAAGAGAUUUCCUACAGGAAGAAAGAAAAUACAGGACAACAACAUUUAUUUUGAUUUUUUAAAAUAUUAGGAACUUUUAAAACAACCUGAACAUUUGGCUGUACUGAGAACAAAAUGGAAGUAAAAAUAUUUGAAAAUUGUGUUUAGCCUUAGAGAAACAUGUUUUAAAAUAUCAAGUUUAACUCUUCGACCUAUAAAGCAAAACAAGCUCACCAACCCACAACACUGGAAUUGUUUCUUGCUUAUUUUUUGUUUAAGAAAAAGUAGCUCUCAUUUCCUACCCUGGAACCAUUUAUAAAAUAAUAUGCAAAACACCAGUGAAAACAAAGCUGAAAAAUCUGAAAGAAAAUCCCUCAGUAAGUGGAUUUAGAGCCCAAUAGCACACAGUACUGCACACACGACAGAGCAGCCUGUGUCAUACUCAGGUCUUACUAAAUACAAAUACGUACCAAAGGUAAUAAAAAACAAAAUAGAAUUCAAAGUCUUCCUGUACAUCAGCAGCUUCUCAACACAAAGGAACUGGCUAGUUCUAGAGCUUUGUAUUCUACGAGCAUAUUGCCAAUUUAUUCCCAGAGCCCCUUGGUCUUCCACCAGUAAAAUGAAAGUGCUGUUACCUUAAAGCAAGUCUGAAGGCACCAAGCUCCAAUUCUCCCUGUUCCCCCAAAUGAUACUAGCAUUUUCAGCCUUUCAAGACAGCUUCGAUCUCAGAUCUAAGUUAACAUGUGAAGACACCUAAGGAAGUUGAGCCCCAUCUACAUUAGCAAGGUCCUACCUGUUCUGUCUGCUACCCCCAAAUCCUUUUAGUCUGGCUUAGCAAGAAGGCCUCUAGCUAUGAGGAGAAAUAAAUUCUCAUGUCACUACUUGUUUACAUAGCCACUUGUGCCAGGAACCUUAACAUGCAUACUACUUCCUAACUGUUCUAAGUAGAUUUAAGAACAAACCCAAUUUCCAAACUAAUGUUACAGCCUGGUAAUGUUCUCAGUCCAGGCAGCAUAUGUGGCAGUGCUCACUGGUCACUUCCAGCCUUCUUCAGUCUCUUUACUUGUGAGGAACUCUUGAAAGCACUUUUAAAAUCAGGAAAACUCCUGCUAGGAACCGUCACGGUAUAACAUAAGUCCCAGGUUGAAGGACAGUCUUCUCAUAAAAUGCAGAACCGUUAGACUAGAAUGGAAUUCUUUCACCCUUCAAAGUGGAAAGAGGAGAAAAUGCUACUUAAUUUGUUUUCCAAGUGGGUUUUCUUAAAACUUGAGACUUUUAUAGCUUCGUUCUCAAGUGUGAGUUGCUGCAGAAACUUUCAAGAGUUCCUUUGACAACAAUAACCUUCCAGAGUCAAUUUCCUUCCUAAAACCUAAGAUUCUUGUUACUUUUGAGUGGAAAAAAAAAAAAAAAAAACCCUUCUCUGGCUUUUACA
Messenger RNA from Nannospalax galili (Upper Galilee mountains blind mole rat), 3839 nucleotides. It is a transcript of the gene Acsm4, whose product is annotated as acyl-CoA synthetase medium chain family member 4. Bases 37 to 1779 code for a protein of 580 amino acids. Gene Ontology annotation, molecular function: fatty acid ligase activity; fatty-acyl-CoA synthase activity. Gene Ontology annotation, biological process: acyl-CoA metabolic process; fatty acid biosynthetic process. The transcript has 13 exons. The record is from RefSeq and is a predicted model, not a curated record. Lineage: Eukaryota; Metazoa; Chordata; Mammalia; Rodentia; Spalacidae. Gene Ontology annotation, cellular component: mitochondrial matrix.